UUUGACCGAUCAAACGAUCAGACCUGCUUGCCUUGUUGCAUCUCUUCAACGUCACCAGCUGUUUCCCCAGUUCCGGACGUGUCCCAAACCUCAUCUUUCCCCAGAUCUCUCCACGCGAUAGUAACUUGACGCCGGCCAUGCUCAAUCUGCUCAUCGCUCUGCUGGUACUCGUCUUCCUCGGUCUCAUGCUUGUUGCUGCUCUCCUUGUCCUGCGGAACCAUCGCCGGUCUCGAAAGCAAGCUGAACUUCCCCUCUACAAUGAGAAACCGGGCAGAAAGAAUUCCAAUCACCGUCGUCUUACCAUUACUGCUGCUCCCUAUGGCAACCGCUCCGAGCCUGUCUUUGUCUAUGACGAAAAACGCAACUUGGUCGAGAACUCUUCCAGCCCUCCCGAGAGCCCGAUUCCUGAGAUCCGCAUCACCUUCCCGGAAGAGGAGGAUGAGGGUGGCAAGCGAAAGUCGGGCCGCGUCCUGGUUGUGCAUGUCGGAGACAAGAGCGUGGGAAUGGAGCCCCUCGAGGAAGACCUGCCUCCGUAUCAUAAGGGAGAUGAUGGACGCUUUCAAUCCCUCGACCUGGAACGAAUCGGAGGCCUGAAGGAGAAGGAGUUUGAGCAAAGAUUUUCAUGAUUCUUGAAUGGUCUUGCUUGGUACUUUACCUUCAUUCAAAUUAGAUCUAGCCCACUUUGCACUGCAAUUUGAGCUCCCGUCUUCGCUGGCCCAUAUACCCGUCUGCUGAUUUACCAACGGUUGUGUUGCGUCUUCCGUCUCUCUGCAAGGCCGAUCUCUGCUCCUCAAAAUCUAUUGAUGACCAAUUUCCUGUCCAUCCUUUACUCGACGGCACGAAUACUUUUCUUUAUC
Molecule: messenger RNA, 857 nt
Organism: Xylona heveae TC161
Lineage: Eukaryota; Fungi; Ascomycota; Xylonomycetes; Xylonales; Xylonaceae
Exons: 2
Coding region: 138-626 (162 amino acids)
Source: RefSeq, a predicted model, not a curated record